Anopheles marshallii is the source of this 1683-nucleotide messenger RNA. RefSeq names its product probable dolichyl pyrophosphate Man9GlcNAc2 alpha-1,3-glucosyltransferase (gene gny). Bases 61 to 1683 code for a protein of 540 amino acids. Gene Ontology annotation, cellular component: endoplasmic reticulum membrane. Gene Ontology annotation, biological process: protein N-linked glycosylation. Lineage: Eukaryota; Metazoa; Arthropoda; Insecta; Diptera; Culicidae. The record is from RefSeq and is a predicted model, not a curated record. The transcript is spliced from 2 exons. Gene Ontology annotation, molecular function: dolichyl pyrophosphate Man9GlcNAc2 alpha-1,3-glucosyltransferase activity.
UUGUGCGUGCCGUCGCGUUGGAAGUGUUUUGUUGUCCAGUGCAGUGUUCCCGGUCGGAAAAUGGAUACAAGUACCGGGAUGUUGUGGGUAUUGUUGUUGGCGACCGGGUUGUUUCUUCGUGCUGCCAUUUCGUUGCAUUCUUACUCCGGGGCAAACCGGCCUCCGAUGUAUGGAGAUUUUGAAGCACAACGGCACUGGCAAGAGGUGACGGUCAAUCUUCCGUUGGGUGAUUGGUACCGGAACACGUCGGACAACGAUUUGCAGUACUGGGGAUUGGAUUAUCCUCCUCUCACUGCUUACCAUAGCUAUCUGGUUGGCUUAUGGGCAUGCCGGUGGCACAAGGAAUCGUUCGUCGCUUUGCACACGUCGCGAGGUAUCAGCACGGAUGAGCAUAAACAGUUUAUGCGAAACACUGUCCUACUGGUCGAUGCUGUUCUAUACCUUCCGGCCAUCCUGUACGCCACGUACACAGUAUGGAAAAGAAUGGCAAAUGGUGCAGCGAAACCUCACAGGGAGAUAGAUUGGCUUUCUCCAGCUCUGGCUGCACUGUUUCCGGGACAAAUUCUCAUCGAUAACGGGCACUUCCAGUACAACAACGUUUCACUUGCCUUAUGUGCUCUCGCCGUUGUGGCCAUCAUUGAAAGGCGAACGCUGGCAGGAGCGAUACUAUUCUGUCUCGCACUGAAUUACAAGCAGAUGGAGCUCUAUCACGCUUUGCCAUUCUUUUUCCACCUUCUGCGGAACUGUUUCACCACGGAUGAUAAUUCUUCCACGCCUGGACAACGGGUCUUAAUGGGUGUGAGAAAAUUGACCGUGCUCGGGGCAACCGUUCUGCUAACAUUCAUCAUCCUUUGGCUUCCUUGGUUGAGCUCACUGGACGCUCUCGGGCAACUAGUGCAUCGGAUAUUCCCAGUUGCACGUGGCGUGUUUGAAGACAAAGUGUCCAACGUGUGGUGUGUGGUGAACGUGUUCGUGAAGUUAAGGAACAUUCCCAACACAACGAUGGCACUGGUUUGCCUGCUGUGUACCUUGAUGGCCGUCCUGCCAAGUGGAUUGCAUUUGCUGCUCCAAAAAACACCUACAGCCCGGAGCUUCCUUUAUUCACUCACCGUGACGGCCCUUGGAUUCUUCCUGUUCAGCUUUCAAGUGCACGAAAAGUCGAUUCUUCUAGCAACACUACCGGCCACACUGCUCCUUCCAUUGGAACCACUCGUUUCAUGCUGGUUUCUACAAGUGGCCACCUUCAGCAUGUUACCUUUGCUUCACAAAGAUGGUCUCACUGGAGCAUUCGUUGCUCUUACGAUCAUCAGCCUUGCAUUGCUCCGGACAGCUGACGGAUCACAGGGACUACAGUCAUCCAACAAAAAUCAGAAGUCGACAUAUGAUGUGCUUCAUCUACGUAGACUGUUACCCGUGGGAAUUCCAGGCCAUCCCACCGGCAGUAUCCUAUUAGUACUCUUCUACCUGUCACUGUUGGGACAGAUGUUACUGCUGGGCGCCUUCCUAUGCCUGACUCCACCGGCGCAUCUACCGUUCCUGUAUCCUCUUCUUAUAUCGGCAUACAGUUGUGGACACUUUGUGCUAUUUUACCUGUACUUUAACUACAGACAAUUCUGUAACUUCGGAACUGUUGAUGCGAACAAACUGCCAUCUAAAAUAAGUCUUAAGGAGAAAGUAAAAUAA